Molecule: messenger RNA, 2196 nt
Organism: Paramuricea clavata
Lineage: Eukaryota; Metazoa; Cnidaria; Anthozoa; Malacalcyonacea; Plexauridae
Source: the annotation of a GenBank genome assembly
AUGGCUUCCAAACAGGAACAACUUCAACAAUUAAAGAGGGCGCGUGGUUUGGCAAGAGCGCACGUAACCAAGAAAAUUAAUAGAAUUAGAGGAUUAAUGAACAAUCCAGAUAAUUUAUCAACCAUAAAAGAUCUUUUAAACGAGUUGCCUAAUGUUCUAUAUGAAUUCCAAAGGGCGCACAAUGCCUACCAUUCUCAAAUUUGUGACGAAAAUGAGCUGCAUGGUUCCGAACAAUAUGGUAAAGCUGUCGAGUUAUCAGUGAAAGAGCUCGAGCAUGAAAUCGACUCCUUAGUAAAACAAGUGCAACUAAACAUUGAAAGAUCCUUUAAAGGUCAACAUGUUUCAGAAACUCAGAUACGCAUCCAACCAGAGGACUCUAUCAGUAACGUAAGUUCCCGCGUGUCGUCUCGUUCAAACUCAAUGUGUAGUUCAACAAGAAGCACUAGUAGUGCGAAAGCGAAGGCAGCAGCGAAAAAGGCAGCCUUAGAAGCCCAAGCAGAAACUCUGCGGCGUCUACAUCAGCUUGAAAUAGAAGAGCUAGUCCUGAAACAACGCAAACAGGAGCUACAAUUGAGUGGAGAAAUUGCCGCAGCCGGAGCCGAACAAUCCGUGUACGAGCAAGUCGAAGCCGAAGAGCUUAGAGAAUUUGAUCCUGAUCCGAAAUCAGACACUCAAACUGUCCCUGUCUCUAACCAACAUCGAGGAGGGUCGAAGGAAAAUGCUCCGAAGGUUAAUGCGAUGUACGAGUUCCCCAACACUCCAAUAAAUACAACUUCUACCCCAUGUGACGAAUCGUUCAGACGAAUUGUAGAGAUGCAAGAUCGACAGAGCAAUGCUCUUCAACUCCUUAUCCAUCAACAACAGCAGGGAGUUAUGACCCUCACCCUACCUCAACCAAGCAUGUCUAUCUUCAGUGGGAAUCCCAUCGACUACUGCGAUUUCAUUCGCUCCUUCGAACAUCUGAUUGAAUCCAAAACCACCAGCCCAAGUGCACGACUUUACUACCUCAUCCAACAUACCAGUGGUUCCGUACAAGAACUCAUGAGAAGCUGUCUCUCCAUGCACGAAGAUAAGGGAUAUGCAGAAGCUAGAAAGCUGCUGAAGGAACGAUACGGGCAGAACUACCGGAUAGCGGCAGCUCAUGUUCAACGACUGAUCGAGGGCCCGCCUAUUAAGAAUGAAGACGGGACCGCCUUGCAGCAAUUCUCGGUGCAAUUAACGAGUUGCACGAACACAUUGGAAAAGAUCGGAUAUCUGGACAAGCUGAACAACUCCGAUAACCUAAAGAAAAUAAUCGACCGUCUGCCCUACGCGAUGAGAGUUAGAUGGCGAGACACCGUUGAUCGGAUUAUAGAGAAGGAAGCUCGAGACGUCAAAGUAAAGGACGUUAACGAAUUCGUCACCGCUAAGGCCAGAGCUGCAACCCAUCCCGUUUUCGGAAAGAUUGCCAUUGACAAGUCGAAAAUAAUUCCAAGGCAAAACCAGAGAUUACAGCAACAUGGGAAGGCCUCGGGAUUUUCAGUCCAAUCCACCACGCAACCCCCCAAAUGUUCUCAGUGUGGAUCGAAUCAUUGGUUAUCUCGUUGCGAUAAAUUUAGAAAACAGUCUCUUGAAGACAGACAGAAGUUCGUCAGAGAGAAGAAGCUAUGUAUCAACUGCUUGUCAACCGGUCACUUUGUGCGAUCGUGUUCGAAGGAAAGUUUCUGCAAGGUCGAAGGGUGUACAAGUAAGCAUUCAACCUUUCUCCACCCGAAAACGAAACAACCCAUAAAUAGCGGCAAGGAGGAGCCCAAACAAGACAAGCAAGUCCCAGUAAAGCAAGGUCCCGAAGGUGAUCAAGCUAAUUCAGCUAACAACGGCUACGUCAAGUCUAACCCUACUACGAGUUCCUCGACCACAGGACUCGCAAUCGUCCCUGUUCAAGUCAAGGCGAAAGGGAGCUCGAAAACUGUGGAAACAUACGCAUUCCUCGACUCGGGUUCAAACACUACCUUCUGCACGGACGGUCUGCUCAAGAAACUCGGGACUAACGGUAAGAAAUUAACUACAAUGGAAGGCGAAAAUGCGGCGGUAGAAUGUUCCAUAGUCAGCCUGGAUAUUGCCAAUCUCGAAGGUAAUUGCGAUAUUAAGCUACCCACAGUGUAUUCCAGAAACAGUUUGCCGGUCCCUAAGGAAGCAAUUGGCAAGCAAGAAGAU